AUGUCCGUUGCCACAAAAGCAUCCUAUCUCUCUUCGACCACAUGUCCCACAAGGACGGUCGUCGUCUUGGGUGGUUCCUACGGAGGCUCAAGAGCUGCUCAAGUUCUUGCAGAGGGUCUGCCGCAGGGUUGGAGAGUUGUUUUGGUAGAUAGAAACUCGCAUAGGAAUCAUUUUUACAACUUUUCUAGAUAUGCUGUUCUUCCAGGUCACGAACAUAAAGCAUUUAUUCCAUACAAGAACUUCCCUUCUUGUUCUCUGUCAGAUAUUUCUUCGUGUUCGUCUCAUGUUCGGGUGCAAGCAACCAUCAUCUCCAUAAACAGCCAUCGCAUCACCCUCUCUCCGAAUCUGCCAGGAUCACAACAAUCACACUUGGACUUAGACUUUGACUAUGCCAUUUAUGCUCUCGGCUCCCACUUGCCCCAGCCUAUAGACCUUUGGAAUCACCAAAAAGGUGUAAAGUCGAGUUUGGAACUACCAACAAUAUCAAUGUAUGGAGGAACGAAGUCGGAGGGUAUCUCAUCCCUCCGAGAACGCCAGAAAAGUAUCGAGGCUGCCAAAUCUGUGUUGAUUGUAGGUGGCGGCGCGCUUGGUAUUCAAUUCGCAUCCGACAUCGCUGCGGUAUACCCACAAAAGCAGGUCACGCUUCUGCAUUCCCGCCGUCGUUUAUUGCCAAAGUUUGACGACGCGAUGCAUGAAGAAACCCUUCAAGGUUUGCAGGAGCUGAACGUUCAGGUUAUUCUUGGGGAACGACUCGAUUUCGAGUCUCUCCAACACAAAUCCGCUAUGCCAGGGUCUUCAGAACCACGCGUAGUACGGACUCUAUUUGGGCGUGAAAUAUCUGCCGACCUGCUGGCAAGUUUUUCUAGAUUAACGAGGAACAGGCUCCUAUGCACUGGUCAAACACCGAACACGGGGCUCCUUCGCAACAUGGACCCUCGUACUGUAUCCCCAGACACUGGACUGGCACAUGUUCUGCGGACCAUGCAACUUUGCGUCCCGCCACCUUCCAUCGAGCCUCUCGAAUUUCAGACGGAUGAUAUACUACAAUGCCAAAAGACUUUAUACCCAAAUAUCUUCGUCGUAGGCGAUGCAGCAGAUGCGUUCGACGCGAUCAAGGCUGGACAUACAUCAUAUUAUCAAGCGGAGGUUGCCGCCCGGAAUAUCCUACGCCUCAUUUCUCGAGAUGAGAAAGUUAGGAUUACGGAUGGGGGUAACCUAGAUUCGGAGCUCGAGGAGUACGCACCCGGGCCCCCGGCCAUUAAAGUGACCCUUGGUAUGACGAAGUCGGUGUAUGAGGUGGACGGGGUUGUGGACACGAAGAAUGAUGGUGUGGAAGAUUUGGGUGUUGCUGUUAUGUGGGCGGCGUGUGGGAUGCGGGAUGUGAGCGAGGAGGAAAUGUUUGCGUAG
Molecule: messenger RNA, 1407 nt
Organism: Suillus fuscotomentosus
Lineage: Eukaryota; Fungi; Basidiomycota; Agaricomycetes; Boletales; Suillaceae
Exons: 9
Coding region: 1-1407 (468 amino acids)
Cellular component (GO): cytoplasm
Molecular function (GO): electron-transferring-flavoprotein dehydrogenase activity; flavin adenine dinucleotide binding
Source: RefSeq, a predicted model, not a curated record